Cladocopium goreaui is the source of this 1164-nucleotide messenger RNA. The record is from the annotation of a GenBank genome assembly. Lineage: Eukaryota; Dinophyceae; Suessiales; Symbiodiniaceae.
GCAGCGGAUCGGAGCGGUGGAAUCUAUCGGAUGGUGGCCUCGGCCAUGGACUGGUGACGUCAUGUCAUGGAGGGCCCAAAGAAGGCAGCCAUUGCAUCGGCGUUCAAGAAGUUUGACAUCAAUGGGGAUGGGACCAUUAGCGAGGAGGAGUUGCGGCAGGUGAUGAUGGCUCUGGAUCCUUCCCUGAGCCACAGUGAUUUGGAGAUCAUUUUUUCUGGGGCAGAUCUCAGCAAGGACGGAGCCGUGAGCUUGGAGGAGUUUGCCAAUUGGGCCGCUGAACCUCAAGGAAUGUUCGGCAUGGUUCCGGCCAAUGCGGCCAAUGCCUUGACUCGAGAAGAGCAGGCUGCGUUGAGGAUUCAAAGCUUGGCGAGAGGCCGUGCAGGGCGCAAGAGGGUGAAGUCCGAGAAGAAAGUGGCACCAGUGGCAGCGGCUGGGGCGCCAGCGGUGCAGGUGGAACCCAUCACUCGUGUCGAGCUAUGGGAAGGUUUAGCCUUUGACCGCGGGAGAAUACGUCCCAAGAUUGACGUCUUCGAGCUGGUUUCCGGCUUCAAUGGGUGCAAAAGGACGGGCUUAUCCCCUGUGGUGGCUGACGUCCUAGGGGCCGAUGGGGAGGAUGCAUCCUUUGAUAUGCUGCCGGAGCAGGUAAACCAUUUGGCGCUGAUGAUCUGUGGAAGCAGGGAGCCACUCUCUGAGAUUGAAGCGCGAGAAGAAAUGCUGAAGAUCAAGGCAUUGGUGCAGACCUGUGGUGGUGCCAUCAGAUCUGAGGAAAGGAUGGCACUGAGACAUUUCAAAAACUGGUGUACUCUGCUGGCCCAUCUGAUGCAUCUGGACCUCUCCGUCAUUAUCCUCCAGUGGUACUGGUUUGAAUUUGGCCUCUUUCUCCCAACGGUGGAGGUCGCUGAAAUGUUGCUGAUGAGCACCGUUUACAGCGAGCAACGGCUAAAAGCCUUGGCCUCUAGAAAUGACAUGGAACUGGGCGACCUGAAGGGCAAACUCUUGAACUUCCCCUUCAACCUGCGGGACCUCAUGCAGUUGGUCUACAACGGCGGGCUCUGCGGUCGACCGGACUGCCACUGCCUGUUGCCAUCUGAGGUGGAGGCGCUUUGGCCGCACCUCUUAAGGCCGAGGGGAACAUGCCUGGAUCGGAUCUUUUGCUGUCUCUGA